UUGCGCCUGCAGCAUUCGCUCUCUCUCUCGGGGCUUCAUCCGAAAAUCACCCGCGCGCCCAUCGCCGCACGGUAACGCUCAAGAUUGGCGCUGGAGUUGGCGCGGGACACCUCGCACGACCGCGAAGCGCCUUCGGACCGAUCAUGGCGUCAGCUGUUAUCCCCAUUGGCAGUCCUGUCUCAGAAUCAUUCUAUCCAAUUCUGGCGGUUUUCCUCCUAACAGUUGGCCUUGUCUCGACCGCUUCUUUCUUCAUAUAUGAGGUGACGACAUCGAAGUUCAAUCGAAGUCUUGGCCGCGAGAUCGCUACUGGAGGUUUGGCAUCGCUUUUCUUGGGUUUCGGAUCUCUCUUUCUAUUGCUAUGGACGGGAGUAUACGUCUAGUCGAAAGAGUAGGAAUAGUAUAUCACGACACAUUUUUGUUCAGCUACUGUGAUGGCUUGUAAUGGGUCUCACCGUCUUAGUCAUCAUCUCAUUCCUAUACCUGGUGGCAGGAUACUGAAAUCUCGGUCACCAUUGUGAAGUAUAGCAAAUCUCUUCGCCUACGAAGAAAAUCAAGUUUUGAGUGCAAUAUGGCUGGGUAACAACCUAUUUUGCAUGCCUCGUUGAUGUUCAUCUCGCCAGUUUGAGUGGAUGCCUUUUCUUUAUGAGAAAGAGGACAUCGCAGACUGAGUUGCCUCACUUCAAACUGUGGGCGCAGUACCUUUGUUUAGACCAUGAACUUGCUGGCUGCAAAACUCCUGACUAUCGGUGUAAAAUUAUUCCAUAACGUCAUCCUUCAUUUGUCUUA
Messenger RNA from Marchantia polymorpha subsp. ruderalis, 786 nucleotides. The record is from the annotation of a GenBank genome assembly. NCBI's taxonomy places the organism in Eukaryota, Viridiplantae, Streptophyta, Marchantiopsida, Marchantiales, Marchantiaceae.